Messenger RNA from Anopheles bellator, 968 nucleotides. RefSeq lists its product as uncharacterized. The record is from RefSeq and is a predicted model, not a curated record. NCBI's taxonomy places the organism in Eukaryota, Metazoa, Arthropoda, Insecta, Diptera, Culicidae. The transcript has 4 exons. Bases 101 to 871 code for a protein of 256 amino acids.
ACGGCAUCCACAAGCAAAUUCCUGCGGCAUUACCGUGCCGUUCGUCCCAGGCUGUGGCGUUCCGUUCCGUGCUGUAGAACUCUAAGUUCAACCCAGUGCAAUGCAGUUCCAAUCAGCGAUAGCGUUGUUUGUACUGUUUCAAAUCGUUCACCCCGCACCGAACGAUGGAAAGUAUAAUCCUCGAAAGUAUAACAAAAAUGGGAAAUAUGUUCACCAAGGCGAAGGAGACUACGUAGAGGACCUGAGCCGGUAUAAGUAUGUCCACUACGACGACGGAGAUCGUGGCAGAUAUUUCCACGUGCACAUACCCUACGAUGGUGGCUACGGAAACUACGAGGGAGGCCACGAACCAUACCGUUUUCCACCGUACGACCCCGCCGGCGAAUACGCAGAAUUAAUCAGCAAAUACUCGUCCGACCCACUCAAGGCCAAUUCAUACGAUAUUCAAAAACCGUCCAUUUACCUAGAGUACGGUGUCCCAUCGGUGUCCGAAACAAACACCGCGUCCAGCGUACUCGAUGUUCGAAAGUCGCUACUUCCGGGACCGGGAACGGGCUACCUUCCCGUGCCAGAUCCAAGCUUGGAUGUUCGGAAAUCGUUACUCCCAGGACUCGGAACAGCGUACCUGCCGGUGCUGGGCCCCGACGAAAACAGCCUCGCAAUCGGUUCAUCACAAAAGAAUUCAAAAUUCGUAGCAUUUAACGGCGAGGACGGUGAUCGCAAUACUUUGACUACACAUUCCGAUACCACCACCACCACCACGAUCAACAGUGAGCAAACAACUCCCACUACCGACGUGCCGCGGGAUGAAUCUCUGCACAACCAGCCGUGCUUUGCCACCAGCGGAACACUACAACUUUCGAAGACUUGAUCGAGCGUGUGGCACGCUGCAUAGCCAAAGGCGCAGCGUUUUUCGUCGAUCAUAGUUCAGGCGAUAAGCUAGUUGUUCGAAUUUUGAAAGUUGUUCC